Messenger RNA from Fraxinus pennsylvanica, 1065 nucleotides. Lineage: Eukaryota; Viridiplantae; Streptophyta; Magnoliopsida; Lamiales; Oleaceae. The record is from the annotation of a GenBank genome assembly.
AUGUCUGAACUGCCGGAGGAUGUGUGGAGAAGAAUAAUGCAAAUCGGAGUUGAAAAUUCAGUUCUGGAUUUCAAAGAUUUAUGCCGGCUUUCACUCACCUGCAAAUGCCGUUAUAAACUCUCCGGUGAAGAUGCUCUUUGGUCAUCACUGCUCUAUCAAGAUUUUCAUGAUGAAGAAGAUGGUGCCAUUGCUAGUAAAAAAGGCGUUUACAAACAUAGGUAUUUAAAACCACCACCACCAUUAAUUGUUGACGCUAUCUCAAGGGAAUAUUAUUUUAUUCCAUUUAAAAGUGAUGGUGGUGUUGGAGGUUUGAGGAGUCUCGUGAGGAGAAAACAGGUGGAUUCUGCUCAUUCUAAGUCACAAUCUGCCUCAGGGAGUGGUCAUCAUCAAUUGGCCAAGGCUUUAACUGUGCCUCAUCUUAUUGCCAUAGGAGUUGGUUCCACUAUUGGUGCUGGAGUUUAUAUUCUUGUUGGCACAGUCGCUAGGGAGCAUUCAGGACCAGCCCUUACUUUUUCCUUUCUAAUAGCUGGUAUAGCAGCUGCUCUUUCUGCCUUCUGCUAUGCUGAGUUGGCGAGUCGUUGUCCAUCAGCUGGGAGUGCCUAUCAUUAUUCUUACAUAUGCGUAGGAGAAGGUGUUGCUUGGUUGAUUGGUUGGGCGUUAAUAUUGGAAUACACUAUCGGAGGCUCUGCGGUUGCUCGUGGCAUCUCUCCUAAUUUGGCCUUACUUUUUGGAGGACCAGAUAGUCUCCCUUCGUUUCUAGCUCGUCAGACCAUCCCAGGGCUUGGUAUUGUGGUGGAUCCAUGUGCAGCUAUUUUGGUGUUUGUAGUCACUGGUCUUUUGUGUGUGGGAAUCAAGGAGAGUACAUUUGUUCAAGGAAUUGUGACAGCAGCAAAUACUUGUGCCAUGAUCUUUGUCAUUGUAGCUGGUGGAUAUUUGGGUUUCAAGACUGGAUGGCCCGGCUAUGAACUUCCUGUUGGAUACGGACCAUACCAUUCAGAAAAUGUCAGUCCAGAAAUCCUAAAAUGGUUAGUCUCAGUCUCAGAUUUGGUUCUGAAAUUCGUCUGA